This is a messenger RNA of Anastrepha obliqua, 1612 nucleotides long. It is a transcript of the gene SelR, whose product is annotated as methionine-R-sulfoxide reductase B1. The transcript is spliced from 4 exons. Gene Ontology annotation, molecular function: peptide-methionine (R)-S-oxide reductase activity. Gene Ontology annotation, biological process: response to oxidative stress; protein repair. The coding region runs from base 244 to 960 and encodes 238 amino acids. Gene Ontology annotation, cellular component: cytoplasm. NCBI's taxonomy places the organism in Eukaryota, Metazoa, Arthropoda, Insecta, Diptera, Tephritidae. The record is from RefSeq and is a predicted model, not a curated record.
AUAUAUCAUCUAGGUAUUGCUUUGUGUUGACAUUUCAUUGAUGUUUAAAGUGCGAGUAAAUUAGCGAGUCUGUUUUUGGAAAAGCUGCGCAAUUUUCCUAAUAGGGAAAGCUUUUUCUGUUUCGCCUUGCAUUUCUCAAUCAAACGCUUGAUUAAGUAAUCAUUGGAAAGCGUGGACCUAACGCAUCUCCUUUUAAGGCACACUGAAAACAAAUUUUUCUUUAUAUCCAAAAUUUUUUAAGAAAUGUUUUCUAUUAUACGUAAUAUCACGCCACCACGAUUUCAGUUGGCAACUGUUAUAUACAGAAUACUUCAGGGCGCUGAUGUGAACCAUUUUUCGGUCGGGAAACCAAUUGCAUCAAUUAUUGGUGCAUCUGCGUUCAUAAAUCAAAGAAGCUUCUCGGAUAAACCUUACGACCAGGAAACCGCAAACAGUUUGAAGAAAAUGGAAAAUAAAGCCGAAAAAAUAAAUGUAAAUAAGGAAGAGUUGAAGAAGCGCCUAACACCACUGCAGUAUCAAGUGACACAGGAGGCUGCUACAGAGCGACCAUUUACAGGUUGUUACAACAAACACUAUGAAAAGGGUUUAUACCGUUGUAUUGUUUGCCAGCAGGACCUCUUCAGUUCCGAUACCAAAUAUGAUUCAGGUUGCGGUUGGCCCGCAUUCAAUGAUGUGCUUGAUAAGGGCAAAAUAACAUUACAUCGUGAUGCGAGUAUCCCAGGGGGUAAUAUUUUACUACUAAUUAAACAUCCAGAACGUAUACGCACAGAAGUACGCUGCGCCCGCUGCAACGCUCAUAUGGGCCACGUCUUUGAGGAUGGACCAAAGCCGACACGUAAACGCUAUUGUAUUAAUUCAGCAGCGGUCGUUUUCGUUUCGGUUGACGAGUUGAAUGGUGCCAAUGGUGUUAGUGCUACGAGUGCGCCCACACCUACCGCCACGCCCAUUGCGCAACAAUAACGACGCACGAUAUCGAUACACUAAACGAGAAAACGGUACAAAUAUCAACGAUCUGAUGGAUGCUUGUCAGAGAUUACAGAGAGACUAUGCUGAAAAUUGAAAUAGUAGAAUUUUAUUAAAAACAAAAAAGCGUAAAAAAGCCAAAUUGCUGACUGUUGGGUGUGGCCAAAUAUUAUUAUUGUAUUUAAAUAACAAGUAAAAACUACAAGGAGAGCAGGUAGAAAUAUGCAAAAGAAAUGCUUAGUUAAUAAUAGUAAACAAUUAAAACAAAAAUAAAAGUAAUAAAAGAUUUGUAAUUUUCAAUAUAUUUUAACUAAAUUCUAACUAACAAUCUGUUGUUUGCUAAGAGAAAAAUAACCAUUAAGCAGCUAAAUGCGAUCUUUUAGAUUUUUUGAAUUAAAUUUUUUUUGCAGCCACACAAUUCCAAUGUAUACCAAAUAUACUUAUGUGUCUACGUAUAAAAUAUGUAAAGUUAUGAUUUUAAAUUCGUUAUCACGAUUAGUCAAUUAGCCUCAUGAUAAAACUAAAUAACUCUUGCUUGCUUGGCUAAUUAACAGCUGUCAAUUAUUUUGUAUAUAAAUAGUGUUUUUGUUUUGUUUUUUUCUAAUCUGAUAAAACAAAUAAAUGAUGGUAUUUUUGAUAAAAUACAAAA